Messenger RNA from Heterotrigona itama, 756 nucleotides. The record is from the annotation of a GenBank genome assembly. NCBI's taxonomy places the organism in Eukaryota, Metazoa, Arthropoda, Insecta, Hymenoptera, Apidae.
GCGUUGACCGUGGGCGACAAAGGUUGCGAGGCACUGCUACAGGCCCACCUUCGAUUAGAGGGCACCGGGGCAGCGAGCGGUGUCGCAGGCGUGGUGGAAGCAUCUGGAGGUCGGCGCUAUCUGCUGCUGGAGGGCCACCACGGUGACCUGCACGCAUACGUGAGGGCGCGUAGGAGACUGCGGGAACCGGAGGCGAGGCGGCUCUUCCGGCAAGCAGCCAGGGCUGUAGCUAUCUGCCACGAGUACGGGGUCGUGCUCAGAGAUUUGAAACUCAGGAAAUUCGUUUUCGCUGACGAAACAAGAACACGACUUCGCUUGGAAAGCCUAGAGGAUGCUGUAAUCGUGGAAGGUGACGACGACAAACUGACCGAUCGACGAGGUUGUCCGGCAUAUGUGGCACCGGAAGUUCUACGCUCGGGACGAGCUUAUUCCGGCAAGGCAGCCGACAUUUGGUCGCUUGGCGUGCUCCUCUACACGAUGCUGGUCGGUCGUUACCCGUUCAACGACGCCGAGCACGCGUCUCUGUUCGCAAAGAUCUCACGUGGUCAGUUCGCAGUACCGGAAGGUCUGAGCCCACGUGCCCGAUGUUUGAUCCGCUCGCUGCUGAGAAAGGAACCGUCCGAGAGGCCGUACGCGGAGGACGUGCCGAGGCAUCCGUGGCUCGCGAAACCGUUGCGAGUCUGUUGCACCACCUCCAGCAGAUCCUCCUGCCAGGAUCAGAUCGUACCAGAGCUACCUAACAAUCCUCAAGACUGA